AUGUCAGGAGUGAUGGAGUCCGUCUUCUCGCUCCACUCGCAAACUGAGAUUUCGCCAGCCGUCGUAGACGCGACUUCACCACCUGAUGAGUGGACACGCAACUUUGCGAACAAAAUCAUUGUGCCCUAUCUAAAGGAACACAGUAAUGAGUUUAUGGAGCUAAGUCUCCUAAGACAGAAAGGAUGGGAGAACCCGAAAGGCGAUAAAUACUUUCGAGUACAACGUCGAAAUGCGGAUCAAAAUAAUGAAAAGAACAACGUUUAUUUCCACAAUCUUAUGAAAGAUAUCGCCGAGGAGCUCCACCAAAUUGGCAACGCUUUCGCGAUUCGUCGUACCCAAAAAGGCCCUCCAAAGAUUCUGGAUAUGUGCAUGGCUCCAGGUGGAUUUUUGGAGAUAGCGAUGAGGAAAAACCCAGGAUCACAAGCGGUUGCUUUUAGCUUACCCGUCGCCUGCGGUGGUCACAAAAGUCGGCUGCCAAGAACUAGGAAUGUUGAUCAAAGAUUCUUAGAUAUUACCAUGCUAGCUAGCGACAUGGGAGCACACGAGAUUCCAACCGACCAUCCGGACGCUAAAAAUUUCUUACCGCAACAAUUCCGGCCUAAUCAACUUUUCGACCUGGUGAUAUGUGACGGUCAAGUCCUUCGAACGCAUUCUCGCGCGUCAUAUCGAGAAACCGUCGAAGCACGAAGGCUUACAGUCACCCAGUUAGCGCUGGGUCUCGAACAUUUGAAUCCUGGAGGAACAAUUAUUGUACUUCUCCAUAAGCUUGAAGCAUGGGAAACAGCGAAGCUAGUCUGGACUUUUGCCAAAUUUUCCUCUGUAAAGCUGGUGAAGCCCGAGAGGGGCCAUGCCAAGCGAUCAUCCUUCUACAUGAUUGCCAGCCAAGUUCAGAGCCAGCACACUGAGGCUCUUCAGAGUGUGAUAAAAUGGAAAGAUAUUUGGCAAGCGGCGACAUUGGGCUCCGAGGAUGACCUUCAUCAGUUGAUUUGGAACGAGGGGCCAUCUGCGGAAGACUUUAUUGCGAACUUCGGGGAUGAUCUUGUCAGGUUGGGAAAAUAUGUUUGGAAAGUUCAAGCAGACGCCCUUGCCAAAGCCCCUUUCAUUAAAUCUCAAGAUAAAUGA
Molecule: messenger RNA, 1122 nt
Organism: Penicillium vulpinum
Lineage: Eukaryota; Fungi; Ascomycota; Eurotiomycetes; Eurotiales; Aspergillaceae
Exons: 2
Coding region: 1-1122 (373 amino acids)
Biological process (GO): methylation
Molecular function (GO): methyltransferase activity
Source: RefSeq, a predicted model, not a curated record